This is a messenger RNA of Mycena citricolor, 262 nucleotides long. The record is from the annotation of a GenBank genome assembly. Lineage: Eukaryota; Fungi; Basidiomycota; Agaricomycetes; Agaricales; Mycenaceae.
CUUGUUUCUUCCAAUCCACUUCGAACGAAAGGCGUUUGUGAACAACCGGUUUCAGUCCGAUGCGAACCACAUCACUCUAAGCAUGGAUUGUGCGAGCGUCGUUCACCACGGAGAGGACCAUCUCGGCAGAGGAUGUGACAAUGCGGCUUCGAGAAGAGCUGCGAGAGACGGGACGAUCUCAUCACAUGUGACCAAGUAGUACAACGGGCUAAUCUGAGUCUACUCUUUCCCUUUCGAAACGAUGCGUCUCGUUGGAUUUUAA